AUGGCUCCCGAUUUAACAAAAAAGCUCGAAGAUGAAGUUGAAAAAUAUCGACAUACUCAAAAUGAAAUGAAAAAAUAUGUUGCACAACAACAAAAUUUAUAUGUAACAAAAACUGAAAAUGAAUUUGUUAAACAGGAGUUUGAAACUUUAGAAGCAGAUGCCACUGUAUACAAAUUAAUUGGACCUGUACUAAUAAAACAAGAGUUAAGUGAAGGAAAAGAAACAGUGGAGAAACGACUCGUCUAUUGUGAUGGAGAAUUAAAACGUCUUACAACGAUGAUUAAAGAUACAGAGAAAAAACUGGAAACACAUCGUGAAGUUAUUGCCAAAAUUCAACAACAAAUUAAAUAG
This is a messenger RNA of Didymodactylos carnosus, 351 nucleotides long. The record is from the annotation of a GenBank genome assembly. Lineage: Eukaryota; Metazoa; Rotifera; Eurotatoria; Philodinida; Philodinidae.